UGGGAUAGAGGUAUUGAUCGCAAGAGCUUCUAGGGGACAACUUGUUUACGCUUACAUAUCGUACUACUCCAACAGAUUUCAAGAUGUCGGCAACGAAUGCGGCCCGAAGUGUAAUUCGUCAAAUUUUGACGAGUUAUAAGUCAUCUAGAGGCUUCGACAAGGUUGGAGACAAGAUUGAGCUCUUGUCAAUGUCAGAAGGUAAAGCUUCUUUCAAAAUGAAAGUUGAAGAAAGUCACCAGAAUCCAAUGGGCAACCUCCAUGGUGGAAUGACAGCGACUUUGGUUGACAUGUUAACUACACUGGUGACAUUUACAUCGCCCCCACACAAACUUGGUGUCAGUGUUGAUAUGAGCAUAAGCUACCUAAGGCCAGUUCCAGUUGGAGAAGACGUUACUAUAAAUGCAGAAGUUAUCAAGAUGGGUCGUACAUUGGUCUUCACCGGUGCGGAACUGUUAAACAAAGAUGGAAAACUUGUAGCAAAAGCUAGUCAUACUAAAUUUAUUGGGGAAG
This is a messenger RNA of Pocillopora damicornis (cauliflower coral), 510 nucleotides long. RefSeq names its product acyl-coenzyme A thioesterase 13. The record is from RefSeq and is a predicted model, not a curated record. Lineage: Eukaryota; Metazoa; Cnidaria; Anthozoa; Scleractinia; Pocilloporidae. Gene Ontology annotation, molecular function: fatty acyl-CoA hydrolase activity.